AUGAUCCGUCCGGCACCAUACCAUCUCAUCGUCCUAGGCCUCCUCGGCGUAUCCUCGAUAUGGGGCUUCAUCGGGUACUGGGGCCACAUGUUCGACAAUUUUGGCUCCAUUGUGGCCACCGGACACCUACCUGAUGGACGGGUUAUGCGAUUGAGCUAUACGGGGGUGGAUGUGCUGGACCGUCAGAUCACUCCGGUCAUUGCUUUCUAUGAAGUUCUCAGCAAUGGUCUCUCCCUGGGUCCACGGUUACUAUUCCUCGAUAUCAAUUUCGUCAUUGCCUGCACGAAUGUUUGGGUUAUGAUUGAGGCGCGGAGACGGGGAGUACAGAGUGUUAUGCUAAAAUAUCCCUUCGUCUGCAUGCUGCUGUGGAACUUCAUCGGCGCUGCCCUGAUCCAGCCUCACUAUCUCUACCUCAUCGAGCAAAGCUACCGCCGACUUCCGUCUCAGGAUCCAACUAUUCCCCGACACGAAGCUAUCGCUUUGUUUCUGACAACUAUCAUGGCGGUCUCCUGCCCUGCCCUCCUCUUUGCCCCUGCGUGGCUACAAGCCAACACAUGGACACACCAUGGACUCAUCGGACUCUUCCAUACCACCCCCAUCCUUCUCGCCAUAGCCUUCUUUAUCACAUCCAGAAUUCUCAGCUCCCCAUCACUCCGUUACCUAACCCAAUCACCCGCGGAUGCAGACUUCAACCCCCGGAUCCACCCCGACCAACCCUGGGUCACCCGUUCAUACAUCCUCGCGGGUACAGCCUCAGCCACGGUCCACCUCUUCACAAUGAUUACAGCACUACGAACGCAAAACCCCGACAUAACACUCCUCCGUCUUUUCAUCCCAACAAAGCAGAGACUAGCCAUCGCAAACACCCUACCGUUAUCAUGGACGGAGCCGAAGUUGAAUACUACAUCCACCAGCUUGUUGACUGAGACUAAUGGGAAAGCUGCCAGGGUCCUAGAACAAUUCCACCUUUUUAGCCAAUUCGACUGGAUAGUAGUCUCGCUAGCGUGUAUCGUCUUUACGCAUCUUCUCCUGUCCCAGGCGAGGGAGAAGAAGUCUCUGAGAGAGGAGGGGAUGUCUCAUACGGGGCUGAUGGAUGAUGUCGACGGGAGGGAUCUGGGGCUUUUACUGCUUGGGACUGUAAUUCUGGGGCCUGGAGCGGCGGGGUCAUUUGCUCUUGCUCAAUGGCAGCUCCUGUAG
Messenger RNA from Penicillium chermesinum, 1197 nucleotides. RefSeq lists its product as uncharacterized. The record is from RefSeq and is a predicted model, not a curated record. The coding region runs from base 1 to 1197 and encodes 398 amino acids. Lineage: Eukaryota; Fungi; Ascomycota; Eurotiomycetes; Eurotiales; Aspergillaceae. The transcript is spliced from 3 exons.